AUGGCCCUGGCCCGCGAGCGCGCCGCCGCCGCCGCCCCUCCCGCCGCCGCCGCCACAGCCACCGCCACAGCCGCAGGCGCCACCGCGCGCGCCGCCGGCCUCGGCGGCGCGCGCGCGAAGGGGCCGCCGGGCACCGCUGCUGGGCGGCAGCAGGGGCAAGCCGCAGGCGGCGGGGAGGGGGAUGCAGCGGCGCAAGCGCUGCACAAUGAACUGUACUGCCUUCUGGCGGACGAGACGCGCGCCGCGCUCGCGGCGCUGGCGACCCCUCUGGAUGCGGCCGCUCACGCCUCAUGCUCAUCCCUAGACUCGUCCGCCCAACAAGCAAACGGCGAGGCGGCGCGAGCGGCGGCCAGGACUGGAGGCGAGGGGGAUGGGGACGGAGGGGCGGCGUCGCUGGCUGAGCUGGCGGAAGACGCAGAGGCGGAAGGCGAUGCGGCACGCGCGCACGCACUGCAUCAGCAGAGGGUCGCGACGGCGGCCGGCGGCCGGGAGGAGGUUCAGGCGCUCUGCGACUACGGCCGCUUCUGCGCUCGGGCCGGCGCGGCCACGCGCGCCGAGGAGUGCUUCCGCCGCGUGCUUGAGGCGGACGCCGCCCACGCCGGCGCCGCGGCGGCGCUGCUGUGCCUGCAGCUGCACCUCGCGCGGCAGGAGGCGCGCGGCGGCAGCACUGAUGGCGGCGGCGGCGGCCACGGCUGCGCGGCCGCGGCGGCGCGGCUGUUUGAGGCAGCGGAGGUGUUAGGGCACGCACUCCAGGACGGCGCCGCGGCGGCAGCAGCGGCAGCAGCUGCGGGAGGGGCGACGGCAGCUGCAGGAAGAGGGGCAGCGGCAGGGGCGCGGCAAGGCGGCGGUGGCGGCGGCGGCGGGAGCGCCCUUGCUUGGGCGCUGCUGUCGCUGGUGUACAGUGAGCAGGGGAAGCCCAAGGAGCAGCAGGCGCGCAGCUGCCACCAGGAGGUGGUGCGGCUCUCAAAGGAGGCGCUCGCGUCCCUGCGGCCGCCGGGGCAGAGUCAAAAUCCUGAGCAGCAGCAGCAGCAGCAGCAGCAGGCGCCCGUGAGUAGCAGCGAUAACACCCCCUCCGCCCCGCCGUCUCAACAGCGGGCGGCCGACGGCACGCAGCAAGGGCAGCAGCCGCCGCCGCCAUCCAUGGGCAACGGCCCGGCUGGGCCUGGGGAUGUUGCGGCAGCGAGCGGCGGCUGCGAAGCGGCCGUAAAGGAGGGCGCGGGCGGCGACGCCGUUUUGAGCGGCUACCUGGAAGCUGCCGAGCUGCUGCUCGGGCUGGGCAUGGGGGCGCUCGCGGACGCGGCGCUGCAGCUUGGGGCGGGCCUGAAAGACGGGGCGGCGCGCCUGUGGAAGCGCACCGCGCUCGCCGGCGCCCGCGCCGCGCUGCUGCUGGGCGACGGCCCCAGGGCGCUCUCGCUGCUGCGGGGCCUGCAGGUGGCGAUGGCAGAGGCGGGGGACGACGGCGUGUGCGCGCUGGUGGCCACGGGGGACGCGCAUUACGAGGGCGGCAACUUCACUCUGGCCAAGCAGAGCUACCGCCGCGCCGCGUCGCGUGCCCCCGGCGCCUGCCCGCCCUGCGCGCUCGCGCGCCUGGCCGACUGCUUCCUGCGCAGCGGGGACGCCGCGUACGCCGCCGACACGUUCGAGCUCGCCGCCGCGGCGCGCCCGGCGGCUGCGGCGUGGCUGGGCGCGGCGGCGGCGCGCGCGCGGCUGCGGGACUACGAGGCGGCGGACGCGGCGCUCGCGCGAGCCAGCAGGCGGGACCCGAGGCACCCUGGUGUGUGGGGGCGGCUGGCGCUGCUGGCGCUGGAGCAGGGGCGCGAGGACGAGGCUGGGCAGCCCUGA
Monoraphidium neglectum is the source of this 1842-nucleotide messenger RNA. RefSeq lists its product as hypothetical. The record is from RefSeq and is a predicted model, not a curated record. Lineage: Eukaryota; Viridiplantae; Chlorophyta; Chlorophyceae; Sphaeropleales; Selenastraceae. Gene Ontology annotation, molecular function: protein binding. Gene Ontology annotation, biological process: cilium movement; cilium assembly. The transcript is spliced from 6 exons. The coding region runs from base 1 to 1842 and encodes 613 amino acids. Gene Ontology annotation, cellular component: motile cilium; extracellular exosome.